AGAUCUCUCUGUGUGUCUGCGGACUGCCCUGCUGCUCCACGGGCUCUGUUGUAGCUGGACUGCCAUGUCUGUGGAGGAUGUUAUUCUAGUGAUAUGUAUAAGAGGAUAAAAAAAGGGAAAGAUGCGCCUGGAAGGGAAACGUCACAUUUUCAGAGGGAGCGACAGCGUGGAGAGGCUGUGACCGAGCCGGGGAGCGGAAUAUGCGGCACUGUCCCUCUGCACGCCUGACCAAAGCGUCGGAUCUUUACCGGAUAAAUUUCCUAUAGCUGGAUGGUGUGAUUUGUUUCAGCCGCACAACACGUUUUAGCGGAAUUUGGAUGAUCCUCCAGUCACGCCAGCCCGGACACCCAGACUGGUUUCAUGGGAUCAGGACCAAUAGACUGACGGUGCCCUGAAUAAAGGCUACAUAGGAAGGCACCACUCAAAGUUUCAUUCAGAUGUCAGGAUUUUAAGGUUAUAGUGCCAGGGUGUGAUUUAAAAUUAUUACUUGAGGAUGGCAUAUUUUCUCUUUAUAUGUUGAAAUGACUGGAGGGAGGGUUAUUUUAAACAGGCAGUGCCUCACUAAUUAAAUACAAGGCUUUAACUAAUCUAUUAUCAAAGUCUGGGUUGGGAACUGACUCCUCCAGUGAAAACAAUCAUUUUGUCUCAAGCACAAAAAGAUAAAGUUAUUAGCCUAUUCCAUCACUGAGGAUGCCACCCUGGGUGUCCUUUGAAGGAAGGGGAGACUGGAGAAUGAAAGCGGGAUUUCUGCGUCUUUAAUCGGACACAGGAGCGAAGGAAGGACACUGCCGGACAAGCCACCUUCUUUAUUUUCUUUUAUUGGAUCGGUCCAAAAAAUAUUUUUACGUGCCCCUUGGACUCCUGCACAAUGGGGAUUAUGCUUCAAGUUAUUCUAGGAAUGUUUCAAUUCCUGCUGCUCACCAGUAUACCGACGUCCCAUGCCAAGCUUGCUCACUGGCGGCCAGCAGACUCCCCAAAAUCCAGGGACGGCCGAGAAGUGCGGCGGUGGUUGGAGGUUUAUUCGCGGAGCGGCUGUGAGCCUCGGGACACUCUGGUGGAGGUUUGGAGGGAGUUGCCAGGUGAGACGCACCAUCUCUUUAUCCCAUCCUGCGUGUCGGUGAGACGAUGUGGUGGCUGCUGUGCUGACGAGGCCCUGGAGUGUGUUCCCUCGCUCACACACACUGUCACCAUGGAGCUGAUGAGAACUUCUUUCAUGAAGCAUGAACUCAUUGAACUGCCGUUUGUCGAGCACAGCCAGUGUGAGUGCAGAUUAAAAGAACAAUUCCAGCCAACACCUACUACAAGGCCCUAUGUGAAGCCAACAAGAAAAGACAAGAAAAAGGAGAGGGGGAAGUCCAGACAGAAGACAACUGGAGCCUCCAGAGCUGCGACCCAUGCCCCCCCAUCUCUUCCUCCCCCAUCACCUCCACCCACCAGCUUAUCUCCCUCUCCCUCUCCCUCUCUGGGGCCUCGUUGCCGCCCCUGCAGAGGGAGGAAGUGGGCACUGGAUGCUCCGUUUUGUCAGUGUCGCUGCACCAUCAAAGCUGAGAGCUGCAUCCGGAAAGGCCGGAGGCUUGACCCUCGCCGCUGCAGGUGUGAUGUCAUGAGGACCUGAGGCGUCCACCCUCUUACUUUUCUCUUCCUUCUUUCCACCAACCCCUGCUGAUUCAUCACCCACUCUCAGCAUCAGUGCCAUGGCGCAUAGAGACGGUCGGACUUCCAGUACCUCAGACUGAAGGAAAUUAGCACACACAAGAACCUGUAGUAGUGCUCUAGUUUAGCAACAAGUGCAGCAUUACAGCCUGAAUAUAUAUCUACAUGUUUGUGUGAGUGCGUGCAGCCAAACAUCUUGCCACAUCUUCGCUUUCGUGGUAAAGUUCACAUGUAUGUGCGUGUACAGACAUGUAGAGUCACAAAACACAUCCACAUGAGUGGAGGGAUAAAAUGGCAGUAAAAUGACAACUUUGAGAGACGUGUAAAUGGAUUUCAGACAAAAUCUUUUUUGGUGGACACAAUGAAAGUGCUCCUGCUCUGCUGUGGUUUGGAGGUUGGACAGUUGAAUUUAUAAAUACAAGAGAACAGUGGAAGCACGAAUGAUCAUAUUACACAAGAACAAUGAAUAGGAAGUUGAAUGGUCUUACGUAAGUGUCCUACGUCAUGACGCUACAGUGGAAGAUGUGAUUUGUUGUUCACAGGCAAUCUGCACAUGGAGACGGAUUCAAGGAUGAAGUCAAGACCAAUUUUUGUGCGGAGGACUUGAAAAACAGCAGCACUAGAUUAUAGAUGGACACAUCCCCACUUAGACGUACCAGAAAGGCAUGCACAUGGACAUGCAUAUGAACUGGCACCCCAGUGUGUGUGGACCUAUAGUUGAGCUGAAUGCUGAGAUGGAGUGUAUCUGUGUGGUCUCACCACUGAAAGACCCAGAUGGGAUAUCCCUGCAGCCGUUCUCUCUCAUUCAAAGCGAAUGACCACAGGCUGGCUCUCCAAGCUGCUUUCCGGCAUUUGUUUAAUUUGGGCCUUUUGUCUCCAUCUUUCCUCUGCUCCUGGAUUGAAAGCAGCCGCAAUGCCUCGCUUUGCACCUCUUUUAGGCAGUGAGGAGAAUGACAAUAAUGAGGUCUGGCGGCUGUCCACUGCUUCACACACAAACAUUCACACUUAUAAUACCAGGAACACAGAAGACACUGCAAAUGCAGACACACACAAUCUUACUUACUCUGUGCGAUAGCAGGCACACAUACAUGCAUAUUUAUACACACACACACACACACACACACACACACACACACACACACACACACACACAAUGUGAAACAACUGCAGGUAGCCAUAAGCUUUUGUUUGUGCCACACCAAGUGUGCAAAUAUAUGUCAGUUGUUAAGAUUUGCAAUUUACUGCAAAGUCUUCAUUUAAAAUUGUAUUGUAUGGCUCUGUUAUAUAUUUUUUUUAUAAUUCUGUCAAGUUGAUUGAAAAGAUAUUCUAUAUUGCA
This is a messenger RNA of Micropterus dolomieu (smallmouth bass), 2989 nucleotides long. RefSeq names its product vascular endothelial growth factor Ba (gene vegfba). Gene Ontology annotation, biological process: positive regulation of angiogenesis; positive regulation of endothelial cell proliferation; response to hypoxia. The coding region runs from base 869 to 1615 and encodes 248 amino acids. Gene Ontology annotation, molecular function: vascular endothelial growth factor receptor binding; chemoattractant activity; growth factor activity. Gene Ontology annotation, cellular component: membrane. The record is from RefSeq and is a predicted model, not a curated record. The transcript has 8 exons. Lineage: Eukaryota; Metazoa; Chordata; Actinopteri; Centrarchiformes; Centrarchidae.